AUGGUUAGUGAGACGAGAUCAUCGCCACUUCUGUCUCGAGUUUCUUGCUUCGGUGGCGGUGACCCCCUCGGGGAAGCCCCGGAGCGCCUUGUGGAGGCUUGUGGCAAACCCCCGAGUUCGCCGCUCCCUGAAGACGAGCCCACUUUCAGCCCUUCCUCGCCGUUCAAAAAACUCAAAGACUCAGUUGGAUGUCUCCCGGAUGGGAGAGGUUCCACGAAGGUGGUGGAUGUGCCUCCUUUAGUUAGUUUCACGGAGGAACCACUGGGAAAAAUAGUGAUGACUGAGAGCCCACCCCAUUCUGUUGGAAACGCGGCUGAGAGAAGUCCUCAGCUUCUUCUGGAUGCGAAGGAUGCGAGUGAAAGCUCAAAUUGCUCUCCCCAAACAAAGGCGUGCGUGGUGGAGCGACACGAGGUUACAGGUGACGCUGGUGAUAACACGGGAGCAAAAGAUAAGGUGGGGACUGUGAAUGCUAAUGUCAAUGAUGCUGCUGCCGCUGCUGAUGCCCUCGGUGUGGGUUCCGCCGCUGAUGCUCAUGCAGAUGACAGGGAGGGUGUCCUAACGCCAAUGGCGCAUCCGGAGCAGGCGGUGACGUGCGAUGGCAUCGUCCCCACCGGCGAUGCGGAGGAAGUGAGUAAAACUAAACCCAAACCUGUGGAACCGCUGGAGCCGAUGGGCGUAAAGGUGCUUGCUACCCAUGUGGUUAUGCGCCCAACGAUGCCGGCAACGGGUUGCUCCCCGGCACGUCGACCGCUCAGCGCUAGUGCGACCAGACCGCUUAGGCCGGUGCCGCCUCGGGAGAAUGUGCGCUCUAGUUCUCUUGCAGUGGCCGAUUCAGGUGCGCCGCUUGCGUUACGCCCAAUGCCGCCUGCAAAACGUAGACCAGUUUGCCGCCCUGAUGCCACCACCGCGUUAAAGAUGAGCGGUGAAAAUAGUGCCAAUGAGUCUUUGCUCAGUGACGGCGUCGGCGAGUCUCCCAAAGGCGGGACAACUGCUACUGCCGUAGUGGGUUCCUCGUCUUUUUCCUCAACGCCAAAUAUUCAACGGGCCCGGAGUGUUUCUGGUGUAAAUGCUAAAUGUGGGCGUCGUCGCCGUUCAACACGAUUACCUAGUUCUAGUUCUUGCUCAUCCUGCAGGGAUACAGGUGAAAAUAACCCGUCGCGAAGCAGCAGUUUUGAUUGUAGUAGCAAAAGCGCUUAUAAAAGUGGUAGCUUUAGUGGACCUAGUAGUCUGACUAUUACAAGCAGUGAGAGCAGGAAUACAAGUGUAAGCGACAGUAGCAGCAGCUUGGGCUCCGGGAAGGGAACACCAGAGGCUAUUCCAUUGAAACCCGGGUGCGUUGAACCGCCACCGUUUGCAGCGUUUGCCGAUCUUCACUGUAGAUUUAACCUGAGGUCUCAUCUAGACCUGUACGCUGAACCGGCUGUUGUUCAUGAGUGGAACACCUCGGUUGGCAGGUGGAUUGCCGUGCAGACUUCAGUCGUCAUUUUCCCAACUCCCUUCGCUUAUGGGAAUAUGCGAGCGUCCUACUAUGUAAUAGACCUGAAUCGACUAAAUUGCAUGAUGGUUGCGAAAAGGUAUCUGCGCUCCUCUAUUAAACAGUCACAGUACUUUGAUGAUGUUUCAAUGCACACAAUUGCCAACCAUUGGGCAAGAAGGUUUAAUUGCUGCAUGCCGCCUAAAUCAGUGCAUUUUGUCCCAGCUGCUGUCUUGGAGCUAACGGAUCGUCAUCCACCCAUGUUCUUUGCGGCAGAGCCAAAGCUGGAGGGAAAUUUCAUCAAAUACAACAAUAACAAUGGUUACGUGACGAAGGAAUCACGGUGGACGCCCCAGGCGUUUUCCCAUUUCACAUACCACGCCAGCGAUAAGAAGCUGAUGAUUGUGGACAUUCAGGGUGUGAAUGACAUUUACACUGAUCCGCAGAUCCUGACACUUGACGGCAAAGGUUACGGCCGCGGCAAUCUUGGUAAGAAGGGAAUGCGCCUCUUCCUACGUUCCCACGUAUGCAACGAUGUCUGCCGCACAGUGGGGCUUCCACGAAUAAGCCACGGAAGAGUUCGCGGAGACGAGCUGUUGGGGAUAUCAUCGUCCCCUGUGUUUCCUCCAGCGCUGUACUGCCCCGCGGCGCCAGAGAUCCUGCCACCACGCUCAAAUGGCCCGCGGGCGACGACCCCUUCUGUCGUGUCUUCUGCACAGCUCGGCGGUAGUGGGGCGAGCUCAGCAGCGUGCAACCUGGCUUCGCCACCUGCGCGGGCGGAGACUCGCGGGGGCACUGGCUUGCUGCAGCGCAUGCGUGUAUACGUUUCUCGGCGCAUUUUUCGCAGAAAGUCCCAUAACCGAAAAAUAACCGAAGAUAGCGGUAGUCUCAGGGACAGUUCAAACAAACAUUUGAGCCAAAAUACUACUAGCGGUGAGCAAUCCACACCCGCUUUGUCGAGUUUUUCUUGUUCAUGCCCUCGCCGACCUUGA
Molecule: messenger RNA, 2466 nt
Organism: Trypanosoma grayi
Lineage: Eukaryota; Euglenozoa; Kinetoplastea; Trypanosomatida; Trypanosomatidae
Product: myosin heavy chain kinase c-like protein
Exons: 1
Coding region: 1-2466 (821 amino acids)
Biological process (GO): protein phosphorylation
Molecular function (GO): ATP binding; protein serine/threonine kinase activity
Source: RefSeq, a predicted model, not a curated record